Messenger RNA from Mycosarcoma maydis (corn smut), 1995 nucleotides. RefSeq lists its product as uncharacterized. Bases 1 to 1995 code for a protein of 664 amino acids. Gene Ontology annotation, biological process: poly(A)+ mRNA export from nucleus. The record is from RefSeq and is a predicted model, not a curated record. Gene Ontology annotation, molecular function: RNA binding; protein binding. Gene Ontology annotation, cellular component: nucleus. The transcript is spliced from 3 exons. Lineage: Eukaryota; Fungi; Basidiomycota; Ustilaginomycetes; Ustilaginales.
AUGCCAAGAGGUGGAGCAAGAGGUGGCCACGCAAUCGCCGGCGCUGCGCUGCGCAGCGCUGGACUGGUCGGAGAUGGAGACGUGGGUAUGCGGGAUGCUGCUGGUCCAAGCAGGAGCAGAGCAGGAGGACCCGGUGGCAGGAAAGCGCAGCGAAAUGGUGGAGCCUAUUCACCCAAUUCAAAUGGGGCUGGUAGCUCCCUUCAGGGCCGCAUAGCGCGUCAGCGUGCCAAUCCGCUCGGCAAUCGCCCUCCAUCAAAGGGCAAGAAAGGUGCCAUCAACGUCAACGAUGGUCUUCGUGCUGGCAACGCCGCCGACACCGCUUCUGUCCUUAAAAGCAUCUCUUCACAACGAUCUCGAGCUCAAGGAGGUGGCCGCAUACCUGGCGGAGGUGGCAUCAUCUUUGCCGGGACUGACAUGCCUAAAACACAAAACGUAGUCUCACUCAUCAAACGCUUCCUCCAAUCACGGUGGAAUCCUCAAGCAAAGUUCUUGAAUCUCGAAAACAUGUCUGCUGAUCCCAUCCUUCAAGCCGAAGGCAUCAAACCUCCAGGUGUUGCUGGAGCACCCAAGGAGCUAGGUAAUGUCAUCUGGAAGCUCUGCUCAGAAAUCUAUCCCGACGUAGUCACAAUCUCGCUGGCAAACAACGGGUUCCGCAGUUUGGGUCCUGUUAGUUCAUUGCCAGCUUAUUUCCCGAAUCUUCAAAAUCUCUCGCUCGAAGGCAACGAGCUCAAAUGGACAAAAGAUCUCGACACGUUUGCUUCGAGAAAAAGCAAGCUCACCAACCUUAAGGAGCUUCUCCUCACAGGCAACCCAGUGCAUACCAGUGCGAUUGCCGCCGGAAACGAGGAGGGAUACCGACGCGAAGUGCUGUCCAAGUUCCGCCAACUCACACUUCUGGAUCAGAAGCCAGUCACACCCACUGAGUCGGGCUUUGUCAAUUUGCAGUCGUCAACCAAAUCCAAGAAGGUCGACGCCGAUGCAGCACAAGUGCCUCUGCGCAACUUUCCUGUUCCCAACAAGCCUGGUUUCGUCGAUGCCGAAGCCGGUGCAAUCAUGCCAAACUUUCUCUCCAAGUUUUUCACGCUAUACGACUCGGACCGAAACCAGCUCAGCGAGGCGUACGCGCCUUUGGCCCAAUUCUCGUAUUGCCUCAACGUUGUUCCGCCUCCCAGGGCUCGUGCCGCCGGAUUUCUACACACCAUGCCCCACCAGAAGGAGCUCAACUUUGAUCGCUACCAGGACAAGGGCAACCGCAAUCUGAUGCGCGUACACACUCCAAAGGGCCGUCACUUGUCGCUCCACCACGGCGUCGGCUCGAUCCUUGCCAUUCUCAGAAAGCUGCCCAAGACGUCACAUCCUCUCAACGAUGCUUCAAAGUUUGUCGUAGAUGCGUGGGUACUUGCGAACAACGUGAUCGGCGCAAGGCUCAAGGGCGAGGGGCGUCCCGAGGCUCUGCUCUACAUCAAUGUGCACGGCGAGUACGCCGAAGCGCCAAGCCAAGGUAUUCGUUCCUUUGACCGAACUUUUGCCGUAGCGCCCGUGCCGCCCGACAGUACGGCUGCUGCAGCUGGCUGGCCUUGCGUCAUCCUAUCAGAUCAACUUGUGGUUCGUCACUACUCGAGCCCUUGCGCUUGGUCUCCCGACAGCCUGCCUACGGGUGAGGUGACGGCCGAACAGACGCAAGCUAUGCAAGCAGCGCAGCAGGGCGCACAAGCCGCUGCUAUGUCUCAGCCUGUCGCUGCUCCGGUUCCAGCUGCCGUGGUUGCCGGAGGGGCUGCCCUUCCGCCCCACUUGCAGAACCAAGCUCCUGCAGCAGGCAUUAACGAGCAGCAGCACGCCAUGUCUCUUCAAUUGGCCGCCCAGACCGGCCUCAUCUAUCCAUUUGCCGUACAAUGCCUACAGGAGAAUGGCUGGGACUACAAUCUCGCAUUGGCCAACUUUCAAACUUUGAAGGCGAGCAAUGCGAUCCCGCCACAGGCGUUUGCUCAACCAUGA